AUGUCGACUCAAGAGGCAGAGCCAACCUCGGACGACCAGCCACCCUUAUCCACCGGUACCAAUGUUAAUACUCUAACAAGUGUGUCAGUUAAUCAGCAAACUGCACUAAACUCGGCGUUGACGUCAAGUGUGACAUCGGCUGAGGAAGACAAGGGCAGCGAUUCUGAUGGAGAUGGGGCUGAAGAGGUUGGUUUUACUCCGUUUCUUUAUUUUUUUGUUGUUCAGGAAUAGUAUGAUUGUUUUUGUAGAUUUUGGAGGAAAGUCCAGAUAAAAGAUGGUCCAAACGCCGGGAAAAAGUAAAACAACGAGAUGUCCCGGGGAUUGAUGCCGCUUAUUUGGCCAUGGACAACGAGACGGGUAACGAGGUGGUUUGGAACGAAGUUCAAUUCUCUGAACGAAAGAACUUUAGAGAACAGGAGGUACUUUUGCUCUAUGUUUUCAAGACUUUUUUUUAGGAGAAGUUACGAUCCGUGUUCGAUAAUCUUACGCAGUUGGUGCAUAUUAAUCUGGUCAAGUUCCACAAGUAUUGGACCGAUACGAAAUCGGAGAAGCCCAGGGUUUGCUCGGCUUCAUAGUACUAUGUCUUUUUAGAUGAUUUUUAUUACGGAAUAUAUGUCAUCUGGAUCCAUGUCACGUUUCCUUCAACGAGCUAGGUCUUCUGGGACUUUAUUGAACAUAAAGGCAUGGAAGAAAUGGACAACUCAAAUAUUAUCGGCUUUGAAUUAUUUGCAUUCCUGUGAUCCCCCUAUAGUGCACGCUAAUCUGACUUGUAAUACCGUUUUCAUCCAACAAAAUGGUCUCAUUAAAAUAGGAUGUGGUAUGGUUUUCUUUAUGUUUUAAUGAUUAUAUUUAGUUGCUCCCAAUGCGAUUCAUCAUCAUGUUAAGACUUUCCGGGAGAAUUUGAAGAACAUGCAUUAUGUUGCCCCAGAAUUUGACCGUUAGUUUUUUUCUUACAUAAGUCAAGCCUGUAUUCGAUAAUAAGGUUUUGUUUUAGAAUUGUCUGAAGCCACCACGGAGACGGAUAUAUAUUCCUUUGGAAUAUGCGCGUUAGAGGUGAGACUAUUACUUGUAUUGAAUUCGAAUUUUCAGAUGGCAACGACAGGAGGCCUAUGUUGUAAUGGAUCCGCGGAGACGAAUACCCAUGUUACCCCAGCCAUGAUACGAAAGGCAAUCGAUGGUUUAGAAGAUGUAAAACAAAGGGUUAGUAUUGAAUCGAUCCUUAUUUAUUGUUACAGGACUUCAUAGAGAUUUGUCUGGACUCCGAUCCCAAGAAAAGGCCUACGGCCCGCGAACUUCUCUUCCACCAAGCUCUUUUCGAAGUGCAUUCUCUCAAAUUAUUAGCAGCUCAUGCCAUUGUUAACUCCAAACUAAUCGAUCACCUGGGAGAAGAAGACCUUAGGGUCCAAGAUUCAACGCGCAUUGUGGCCACUUCACACUACAAGCAGCUUGCUUAUUGCGAACUCUCCACGUUCCAGGUAACAUUUACUCCUUCACUUUGCUUUUAUAAAUCGAUUUUAUUUUUUAUUUUUAGAUCGAUUUGGAUAAAUUUCUGGAAGAUGUGAAGAACGGGAUCUAUCCUUUAAUCGCCUUCGCCCCUCUGGCACAUUUGCCAACGAAAGUUAAGUUAAAUGCGAAUGCGGCAAUUACUGGAUUCACUCAUGAUGCACCCAUCAGAAAAGAGCAAACCCGCUCCAUAUCUCCAGGAAAUGGACAAUAUAAUCAGAGGAUGAUACCGGAAACGAGGUCGGAAAACCCACAGAACAAAGAAAACAAUUCGCAACAAAACAAUGUAAAACAAACUACUAAUAUCACUGGGAAUACGGUGGUAAAUACACCCGGAAAGGACGAAGGAUAUGACACGGUUCAAAGCGGAAUGUCUCCGCCAAAUAAUCAGCCAUCUGGAGAAAACAAAGAGCAGGGCAAGUACACAGAGAGCAGAGAGAUCAUCGAGAUAUCGGCCAACAUUGAGGGGAAUAUCCUCAAGGCAACCCUAAAAUUGGACGACAUGAUGAUACGAGAACUGAGGACCCCCGUAGAGGCUGAUGACAGUGCCCAAGUUUUGGCCAAUGACCUAGUUAACCUCGGUUUUAUUUGUGCGGUAAGUUUUGUUUUGUGGAUUGUUCGUUUUAUUUGGAAAUUACAUGUGUAGUUGUUUUAGGCGGAUUGUGAAAAGGUUUGUCAAGUUCUCCAAUUUACGUUAGACGAAAGCCGAAUGCAAAAAGAAAGCGACAGUGGGAAGAGCUCAAGGAAAUCAUCACGGCAACACGACCCCAACUUGGUGAUCUCGACCCAGCCCCCCUCCCAAGAUCCCAACAAAACCUUGACCUAA
Molecule: messenger RNA, 2329 nt
Organism: Bursaphelenchus xylophilus (pine wood nematode)
Lineage: Eukaryota; Metazoa; Nematoda; Chromadorea; Rhabditida; Aphelenchoididae
Source: the annotation of a GenBank genome assembly